Chroicocephalus ridibundus (black-headed gull) is the source of this 2678-nucleotide messenger RNA. It is a transcript of the gene PGM3, whose product is annotated as phosphoglucomutase 3. The transcript has 13 exons. The coding region runs from base 143 to 1771 and encodes 542 amino acids. Gene Ontology annotation, molecular function: magnesium ion binding; phosphoacetylglucosamine mutase activity. The record is from RefSeq and is a predicted model, not a curated record. Gene Ontology annotation, biological process: hemopoiesis; carbohydrate metabolic process; UDP-N-acetylglucosamine biosynthetic process. NCBI's taxonomy places the organism in Eukaryota, Metazoa, Chordata, Aves, Charadriiformes, Laridae.
GGCGUGGCCAAUGGGCGGGCGCAGCUUGAGGGCGAGGCCGCGCCGGCUCCGGAAGGGGAGCGUUGCGGUGGUGGCGGCUGCGGCGGGUGGAGGUUGAGCGGUUGUGAGUGGGGCUCCGCUCCCAUCGCGAGUGGGCUCGGAAAUGGAUACUGAAGCCCUUAAGAAAUACUCAGCAUUGCAUCCUAAACCUGCUGGACUCACUCUUCAGUAUGGCACUGCCGGAUUUCGCACCAAGGCCGAACAGCUUGAUCACGUCAUGUUCCGCAUGGGCUUGCUGGCAGUUCUCAGGUCCAAAGCCGUGGCAUCUACUAUUGGCAUCGUGGUUACAGCAUCUCACAAUCCUGAAGAAGAUAAUGGCGUAAAGCUGGUUGAUCCUCUUGGAGAAAUGCUGCACCCUUCCUGGGAAGAGUAUGCUACACAACUAGCAAAUGCAGAGGAGCAAGAAUUACAGAAAAUAAUAACUGAGAUCUGUCAAAAAGCAGCAGUGAACCAGCACCAGGAUGCUUCAGUUUUUAUUGGUAGAGAUACCAGGCCAAGCAGCGAGAAACUUUCACAGUCAGUAAUAGAUGGUAUCUCCGUUCUAGGUGGUCAGUACCAUGAUUAUGGUCUGGUGACAACACCACAGCUACAUUACAUGGUCUGCUGUCAGAACACCCAAGGGCAGUAUGGGAAAGCAACGCUGGAAGGUUACUACAAAAAACUAUCCAAAGCUUUUACGGAGCUGAUAAAACAGUCUCCCAGCUCUGGAGAGAGUCAGAGGCACCUGAAGAUUGACUGUGCCAAUGGAAUAGGAGCCCUGAAACUAUCAGAAAUGCAGCCCUACUUUCCAAAGGAGGUGCAAAUUCACCUAUAUAAUGAUGGAACCAAGGAGAAACUCAAUCACUUAUGUGGUGCAGAUUUUGUGAAAGUUCACCAGAAACCACCUAGAGGGCUAGACAUGAAGCCCAAUGAGAGAUGCUGCUCAUUUGAUGGCGAUGCAGAUAGAAUUGUUUACUACUAUAAGGAUGCAACUGGCCAUUUUCACUUAAUAGAUGGAGAUAAAAUAGCAACUUUAAUUAGUAUCUUCCUUAAAGAACUUCUUGCCAAGGUGGGACAGGCCUUAAAGAUGGCAGUGGUACAAACAGCAUAUGCCAAUGGGAGUUCGACACGCUACCUCGAGGAAACACUGAAGGUACCUGUGCACUGUGUCAAAACAGGGGUGAAGCACUUGCAUCACAAGGCCCAGGAGUUUGAUGUUGGUGUUUAUUUUGAGGCAAACGGACAUGGUACGGUAUUAUUUAGUAAAGCUGCUGAAACUAAAGUAAGACAACUGGCAAAAGAGGAGAAAGAUGAUGAAAAAAGAGAAGCAGCGAAGGUGCUUGAAAACAUGAUUGACCUGAUUAAUCAGACAGUCGGCGAUGCUGUCUCAGACAUGUUGGUAAUUGAAGCAAUCCUGGCUUUGAAAGGUCUGACAGUGCAACAGUGGGAUGCCCUCUACACCGAUCUUCCCAAUCGGCUGCUCAAAGUUCAGGUUGCAGACAGGAGAGUUAUUGACACAACGGAUGCAGAACGGCGGGCGGUUACACCUCCAGGACUGCAGGAGAAAAUUGAUGUGCUUGUAAAGGAGUACAAAUUGUCACGAGCGUUUGUCCGUCCAUCAGGAACAGAAGAUGUAGUCAGAAUAUACGCUGAAGCAGACACACAGGAGAACGCGGAUGCCCUCGCCCACGAAGUGAGCCUGGCUGUUUACCACCUCGCUGGUGGAAAAGGAGCACCGCCCCAGCCUAUGUAACAACUGAUACAAACUACAGUUAAAGUUCAUAACUUGACUUAUUUUUUUUAACAUUACUUUCUUUACCAUUUGCUAAUAUGGACAUACCCAGCCCUUCCUGAGAAUAGCAAAGGUUAAUCAGAACUGAGCAGAAUAUUGUUCUGCUUAUUCUUCACCUCUGUUAACAACUUACCUCUUAAUGAGAUGCUCUUGCUGCUGAAUUACACUCCCCCCUCCCUCUGUGAGUUUGUCUGACUUCUGAGGCUGAAGUGACUUAGAGGUGACUCACUUCUCAACAGACAGCAGCCUGAUCAUGCCCAGAAGAAAUUCUGCCCCCCACCCAGUGUAUUUCAUAGGUUACUGUCACGUUGUGCCUGAAGUCCAGCUCCCCCCAUCUUCGGCGCGCUUGCGGUAGCUGCGUGUGACUCGAGCUCUGUUGUGCCUGUGCUCGCAGGAGCUGCGGAAACAUCAUCCUCCCUUCCCACAGAAUCCGGUCGUCUGUGGGCAAACAGCCUAAGGCAGAGGUUGGUGCUGGUCUUGACAUUCACUUCACCUCGGUUCAAGGGGGAAACGAAAUAACAAAAGAGCGUUUGCAAGUAAAAACAUAUGAUUGCAAUAAUAUUAAUCAUUAGAUACUUUUAUGACAUUAAAGUCUUGCUUAGAAAGCAAUUUGCUGUAAUAAUCUUUAUAAUCGCUUUUAAGAGGGAAAGGCCAGAGACAAGCUUGUCUUCUGUGGCCCUUGCACUACUCCCCAGCAGUGCGCAGGGGCAGGGUAAUGGGAUGCGAUGUUAUAAAUACAUAAAUACCCUCCUCCGCAUAUUUCAGUUCAGGGUAUCUACCUCUGACAAGUGUGUCUUUCAGUGUAUGAACUCCUGGCAUAAUGACACUUUCCAGAUUGCUAAAUAAGCACAAGUUCCAAUGGAUCAAA